Pomacea canaliculata is the source of this 3678-nucleotide messenger RNA. RefSeq lists its product as uncharacterized. The transcript is spliced from 5 exons. The record is from RefSeq and is a predicted model, not a curated record. The coding region runs from base 592 to 2250 and encodes 552 amino acids. NCBI's taxonomy places the organism in Eukaryota, Metazoa, Mollusca, Gastropoda, Architaenioglossa, Ampullariidae.
CAAGCUAGGUGUGUGUUGGAGAGAUUGUGACGAUCGUGGUUAAUGAUGCAUGAAGCUUAAAUAAACUACACUUUUAAAAAUGAGUAGAGAAACAAGGAAAAUCCAUCUUUUCUUUGUUUUGUGGUAACACACACACAUCUGUAGACUCACAUACAACUAGAUGCACACGCUCACACAGAUGGACACAGGGUGACAGAUACCCUGAAAAAACACACAAAGCAGCAUACAACCGUUGCCCGUGAGAUCCCGCGAGAAAAGACGAUACGUGAAUAUCACAUCUUCUAUUUUAUAUCACCACUACCACUACAGCAUCACCAGCAAUAAGAAUAUUUUAUUUUUUCUCUCCGGUAAAAGCCAGAGAAUCCCUUCAGCACAAAUAAACCACCUUACACUGACACCUUGUCUCGUCACCUGGGUUACCCGAACAGGGUAGACAGCUUCAGACUUUCCCAGAAAGUAGGCGACCUACAUACACAGACAAAUGUCGAGAGUAUUUGUGUCUGUGACCACAGCUUGAUAACAGGCAGUCGUGUGGAGGUUGUAGUCUUGUUUUGUGUUCUGAUAAUUUGAAGUUGUUGUUGACGACUGACGAUGUCACAGCAGGGAACUAUGAUGAUUACAGUAUUCUGUCUGCUACCACUGUUUUCGCACCUCCAACCUGCGACAGGAGAACUUCUGGAAUCUAUUGGAAGUCAAACACACAAAGAAAAUUACAAUGAAAUAGUUUGUACUUUCAACUUGAAGGUGUCCCUCUCCCGCGUUGACUUCGUUGAUAAGACAGGAUCAGAAGUGUUCGCCAUCGUGGACUGUGGCACAUCGUGCAACGUCUUCAGUUCCUACCAAGAUGUCCUCCGCAUCGUAUCUCCACAGAAAACCAUUUCCGGUGACCGUUUUGUCUUUAAUGCCACGCACUCGGACAGAACCACAGGAACGUACACGUGUCACGGAAUUCCUGCAACCGAGGUGGUCUACCCACCUCUCUCGGGUGAUGGUGAUGAUGAUGGCGGUGGCGAUGGUGAUGGCGAGGAAAGUCAGAUGACAUCAGCUCCACCACCUGAGACAGAUGAGGCAUCACACAAUGCUGGUGGAAGCUCUAACGGACUUCUUGCACUGAUUAUAAUUCCCAUCCUGCUGGUACUCAUAGGAGUAGUUUUAUUCCUUCACUGGUGGGGAGUGAUUCAGAUUCCUGGCCUGCCGAAAACUAGAGGAGAACCACGUGACUUGAGACGUAUUGUGGGGAAGCGGCUGCAGCCUGUCACUGGUUGGUGGGAAAGGACACGUGGUCUCUGGCAAUCCACACGUGCGUACAACCAGGAUCCUCUAGAACGCCUAGAGUCAAACUGCGAUCCAGACGAAGAGGUUUCUCUUAAAGAUACAGAAUUAAUAGCUCAGAAUGAAGAUAAUCUGUCUCUGCGCCUUGAUGCAGCACCAGAGAAAUUUAAGAGCGAUUUACCCUAUCCCGUAAAAGAAUCCCUUGACUACGAGGGUAACGACAAUGAAGUGUCUGUUGUUGAAGAACGUCAGCCAUUAUUGCGGGGUUCAUUUCACAACACCAAACCCACUCAGGGCGCUAAUGCUAGUAUCGAGGAGUAUCAGACAUCACCACAACCUACACUUUCACCUAACAGCACCGACACCAACAAUGAAAACAGUGAUGUUGAGGACCGUCAGACGUUACAAUCUUUACAUUUAUCCAGCAGCACAAAGGCCACAGAUGUCGCCGCAGACCUGAGUGCAGCAUCUUUGUCACGUGACAGCAUUCAGCAUAAAGAGGAGUCAGCUCAUACAAAUAGUCAUUCAUCUGCUCCUCACGACACAGGAGCAUUAAAACCUGAACCUACAAAGUCACCUGUUCCUCCCAAACGUAAAAAACAACCGUUGAAAGAUUCGUCUCCACUCAUUGACCAUAAAGAGUCAAUGAACGACCGUCCAUCUCAGAUCUCUACAGAGAGUGAAAAUGAUGAUGUAAGCAAGAAAAAAAGCAGUCGUGACCCUGGGGCCAGCUUGCAACACACACCACAAACAUCUGGUACCAGGAUAGAAACAGAGAGAAGAAAAAAUGAGAUAAUGAGCGGGCAGUUAAAAACAUCACGAAAUACAGAAGGCAUAGAAGGAACAGAAAAGAGAGAAGACGAGAAGGUAAGGGUCGACAUGAAAGAAGAAGAAAGUAGUGAAGCAAAGUCAGAAACAAUAAACAAUGACGACGUGAAGGAGCAGUUAACAACAAAUAAAAAAGGAAGACGUUGGUGAGAAGAAAGAGACAGACGACGACAAAGAAGAAGGUGAAAUGAAAGAACAUGAAACUCUGGAAGUAAAGUCAGUGACAGAAAGCAAGGAGGAUGCCAAGCAGGACCGAACUGAAGAAACGAUAGCGGCAAAGGUUAAGCAAGAACACAAAGAGGAAACAAAGAGGGAAGUGGAUCAUUCUCAAAAACUGGAAGCAGAGGCAGUGAGAGAACAAAAGGAGAAUAACGAAGACGAUGACUACGAGACCGCCUCUGAUGACGAUGAUGCCGAUAGAAGUAGAAAUGCUGAAGGUGCUGUUGAUGUUGAUAAGCUGGAUGGCGUAAGUUCCACUGGGCAGAACCUAGUCUACACCGACCAGUCUAACCCUGAACAAUCCCAGGAAUGUUCUGACGGCGAAAAGAGACAAACAAUUAGAGGUAGACUAAAAAGUUUAUCCAGUAAAUUUAACCAAUUUGACGAUAGCAACAGCCUGGACGUGUAGGGGACAAGAAGUUCACACGUUUGAUGAGGUCACACAGUCAAUCCAUCGUGAGGGGAACUAGGGAUGAGUUCAGCACAGUGUUACAUGAGUGAGAAGUUUGACAAACUGUACAAAGUCUGAACCACACACAGGUUUGUUGUAUUCUGACAAGAUUCUGUCCAGGUGUCCAGUAUGUUGACCUUAGUUCCUCAUCAGCCUGCAACUACAACCUCCCGUGACAAGCAGGAAGCUACUGCAACAGAAACUUGUCUGGAUAAAAAUGGAUAUUUAGUUAACAACAGGGCUUUUUAUGUCAGAAAUGUGCUUUGAAUGUGGAGAGCAGAACUGGUAGUAAGAACUGAAUGUGAGUGAAGAUGAUCAUGUGAUGUGAAUGUAACAGAGACAAAGACAUGUACAUCGCUCCAUCAGUGAGACUGGAGAUGUCAGUGACAAUGUGAACCUCGGGACAGAAGGAAAGAGAAGUAUUACAAACAUACCAGGGUGUGAAAGACAGAAAGAUGAGACUAAACACUCGCUCUGAGGCAAGUCUCCAGACACUAGCAACUUGAAACUAAAGCCACUGGUCAAGUACAAGACAGAAGACACUGUUCACAGCAAAGACUAAAUGAACUGCUCAAACUAAAGUGAACAGGAAGGUGGAGUGAGCAUCACACUACUCAGUAUGUCUCAGGCAACUGGUCACAAGUGGCAAGGGUGAGAAUAAACUACAAGGAAAAACUCAGAACUAAAAAUAGCAAAAUUGACUGAUUACUCAACUUACUCGUAUUUAGUCAUGUUUGGCAGCAAAUGCAGACCAAGUGAACAGAGUGAACAUAAUUUAAGCGUAUUGUACGACUUCUGUUAUGCGAGUGUUUGAAACCCGAGUCACUGGUUGUAAAAUAUAUCCUAAUGAAUAUUUCAGUGUUGUUUGUGCAUUUUUACUUUACUUUAUUAAAAAUAAUCUCAGAUAA